Molecule: messenger RNA, 849 nt
Organism: Alternaria infectoria
Lineage: Eukaryota; Fungi; Ascomycota; Dothideomycetes; Pleosporales; Pleosporaceae
Exons: 4
Coding region: 1-849 (282 amino acids)
Source: RefSeq, a predicted model, not a curated record
AUGUCAGACCAGAACCCGGAAUCGACAAAUUGCCAAGAGGAGCGUCCAGAAUGGCAGGAGGAAGGGUUCAGUUCCCAUCAAGAAUGGCAAGACUGGCGAAACGAAUAUCUGGCAACCGAUAAUGCCUACGAUACCCAGGCGGAGGACCCAUCCCCUGAUGACAGCGAUGAGGAUGAGGGCUUCGACGAGGAGUUCGUUAGCGAGCAAGACUCAGACGACGAGGACGACGAGGACGACGAGGACGACGAGGAAUCGGAAAGCGGUGAGCCUGGAAAACACGUCGAGCCCGAAGACGACAGCAGUCCCGAUCAUUCCGAGGCUGCAGACAACGGCGAGCCUGGAGUAAACGACACUUCAAAUGUCGACGAAACUGAGCUCACUUCUAUAUACGGCUUCGCGCACGACAAGAACAAAGACUAUGCCCUCGUUGAGCAGUCGGCUCGUGGAGCCCUCAACGCUAUCACCAUAGCCCUGCAAGACAUCAUUAACAAGAGCCAAGCGCGACAAGGUGAUCCACAGAGUCUUGCGAAAGAGAUCGAGAGCGCCUUUGCCACGGCUUUACCUACGUAUUUAAGCGCUCAGGCACUGCUCCAAGGUGGACAACAAGCUGUUGGGCGGCCAACUCCCCUCAGUGCCCUUCCUCCGCAGAGUAAUCAACCCUUGAUCGGCACCUCUACCGCUGUGUCUGUCCCACCCUCUCCGCCUCCGCCUCCGCCGCCAACGGCCAAUGGUCUCGGAGCCUUCACCACUGCAAGAGAUGAUAGCAGCACUUCCCAAGGAGAAGGUGCUGACAGCGACGAUGAAGAGGAUGUUCAAGACGUUAUAACGCCGCCACGCCGAAUCAAGUGA